Malus domestica (apple) is the source of this 1865-nucleotide messenger RNA. RefSeq lists its product as uncharacterized. NCBI's taxonomy places the organism in Eukaryota, Viridiplantae, Streptophyta, Magnoliopsida, Rosales, Rosaceae. The record is from RefSeq and is a predicted model, not a curated record.
AAAUCACGAUCAGGAAUCAUGAUGAUUGCUACUCUGUAGAACGGAAACUUCUGUAUGUCUCUCUCCCCUACGAGAACACAAGAGAACCAGAGGGCUCCAUAAUCCCACUGCCACUGCCUUGUUUCACACAAACUCUCCAAUCCAUCUUUCCAGAUUUCCAUAUCUCCAACCCAAUGUAUCUCUCACUCUCAGGUGACCCUUCUAGGAACAGGAAGGGACCUGGAUUUGUUUUGCAGAUUAAUUGAGCUAGUCAUUGGUCUUGGAUCUUAAAUGUCUGCCUAUGGCCGUCAUAUGGAGCGGGAGUACUCCCCGGAGAGUCUCUCGAGCGAAGGUUCUGAAAGGGCAAGCAGUUAUGCCAUGGAGACAGGAUUCUACAUGUCGUCUUUUGCUACGACAAUCUUCAUUGGCGCACUUAUAACUGUUGGGCUCUUAUUAAUCGCCUUGCUGAUUGCACUGACUGUAAUGCUGCAGUCUUGCGAAAAUAGGAGUCAUGGAAUCGUUGAGACUCAUAACCCGAGUUUCGAUUACAAUCACUGCCAGAUCUUGUCUUUGCAUAUGGAACUUAACGGUGAAGCAGAUCGCUUCCCUUCAAUGUGCAGGGUUGUUGCCCUUCAGUACAUCAAAGAAGGUCAAUAUGUAAGAGAUUUAAAUUCUACCAUGUCAAUGAUUCAGAAUUAUUUCAGCAGCAUUACCCCAGCACACGAUGGUCUGGACGUGGUCUUGAUCGACAUAGAUGACAUUCGUUCUUCAAAUCCUCGGCACAUUAAUUUGCCACUGCCCCAAUAUGAUCAGUAUGGUUGUGGUGAUUGUGUGGAAGAGGCAAAGCAUCUGAAGCACAGGUUUAUUCUGAGAUUAUACAUGGAGCUUCAUGCUAGCGGUUGGCCCUUGAUUCUGCUAUCAAGAAAGCCGGAGGCGGAGCGGAAUUCCUCCAUAGAGGAUCUUAUAUCUGCAGGGUUUAGAGCUUGGUCUACAUUGACAAUGAGAUCGGAAGAUGAAUUGCAUAUGGAGAGCCGUGACUACUUCUCGAAACGAAGGGAUGCAAUGCAGAGAGAAGGCUUCCGCAUACUAGCUUCCAUUAGCAGUCACAUGGAUGCUCUAAGAGGUCCGUUUUCAGGAGAGCGGAUUUUCAAGCUUCCAAACCCAAUUUAUUACAAUUUUUCAACAUCGAAUUGAGGACAUAAGUGUAGACGCAGGCGUUACCACAUUGGCUAGAGCAGGCAAAAACAAGAUAAUGAUGAUAAGAUCAAAGAACAAGAGAAUUCCAAGAGACCAGAAGCAUCCUAAAACAAUGGCGGACCGACGGAUUGCAGCCGCCGCAACCAAGCAAUCCUUACACUAGGCCUUUUCAGUAGAAGAAAUAUUUCCCUGUAUUCCUUUUUCAGGAAUACAUCUAAUGCAAACAAAUAGAGAUCACUUCCUUGUUCUACUUCCUCCAUGGCAUCAAGACAGUUGAUGCACUCCCCAAUGCUAUAAGUGGGCUUGCCUUGUGCAAAAGCAACUGUUACGGCAUCAAGUUGCUCAACGUUGUUCUCCUCUUGAUUCGCUAUGCCUCCGUCUUCUAUAUGCAAAACGGAUGUACUCAAGUUAUCGUUGUACUUCCUCCGCCUGGCAGGAGGCUCUGUCUCUCCGGUAUCUGUUGUUCCGUCAAAUAUGGCUUCCAGUUUGUCAGCAUUGAGGUUCCUUAAAGCGGAAUGAAGCAGCUUCGGGGUCGGUCUGUGAUAAAACAAAAACCACUAUGCUUUAACAACCCGAAAUCAUUCAUAAUCUUCCUAGUUUACACACAUCUAUGUAGAAAUAGUUACCGGCAGUUGUAUAUCAUACCAUACCUCUAAGUAAUUGGCCCAAUCUUCAUCACUUGCUCCAAA